UUAGUAUUUCUUUUCCCACUGAAAGUGCACACAAACGCAGACAAAUACAGAACCAAAAGCCAUCUCUCCUCCAAAACGCACUCCUACAAGUCCACCGUCUCCCACCAGUCACCUUCAAAUUCCCAAUUCCCAAAUUCCAAAUUCCAAUUCCAAUUCCAAUUCCGAUCGAAGCGUUUUCCAUCCACAGGGGAUAUGUGGCAUCAAGUGCCAAUAGUUCUAGGUCCGCAGCAGAGAUAAGUGAAAGAAGACAAUGGGAGGCUGCUGCUGUUGUUCUUCCAAAGGAACUGAACUGAGUGCUGCACCGACAUACUAUUACUAUCCAAGGUCAUCGGAUGAGCAUGUGCCAUUGUCUUCUCGCCAAGGUGUCACCCCUGCAUUCUCCACAGGGCUUCUCGUUGAUACAAAUUUGGAUACAUCAAUACCUGACACUUAUAGACCGCCUCCUACCCCUAUUCCAUAUGACGUGGCUGUAGUAGGGCAUCCUCAAACUCCACCAGCGGCUCAAGAAAUUUGUGGCAACAAGAGUGAAGGUGCAUUGCUGACAACAAAUUCUGAUUCUGUUCAUGAAGCAGUUGGUGGAAAUGCUCAAGAAGCUUCAGCUAAGUGUGAAGACCUGAAGGAUUCAGACUGUAAGGCCCAAACUGAUUUUGAACUUGAGGCAGAAAAGAAGUCAGAAGUUGAACUUUCGAAGUCAGUGGAAUCUGUUGCUUUAGUACCAGAGGAAGAGGAUGUUUGCCCCACCUGUUUGGAAGAGUAUGAUGCACAGAAUCCAAAAAUUACCACAAAAUGCGAGCAUCAUUUUCACCUUGCUUGCAUUCUUGAAUGGAUGGAACGAAGUGACACAUGUCCUGUGUGUGAUCAGGAAAUGAUGUUUGAUCCUCCAAUUUAGUUCAACCAGCAAUUGAAGUCAAGUUCUUUCCUUAUUCAAGAUUGGUUUGAGAAGCAGAGGUUACAAAUGCACGAAGGUUUUUCUUUCCUCCUUUUCUGUGUUCACUGUUCAGUGACAGUCACAGAUAUGGCUUUUUUUGGUUUUGUUUCUGGAGUUUGCUCAUUCAAAUGCAGCGUCUUUGUGCAUUUGUUUCCUUUCAACUCAAUGAUAAUGAAAAGGAAGAGGGAGUAGAAUUGACACUGGCGUGAAAUUAGUAUUGAGGUCGAUUUUCUAUUUGUAAUGCAUUCAUUCUUAGAUCGUAGAGCAUCGUACUAUGAACCAUAAAAUGACAUGGGUUAAAUAGAUACUGAAGUUGGGGGGUAGUAGUCAGAUUCAUUGUCCACAAUGAGAAGUUAGUUUCCAAACAAGAAAGGCGAACGUAUUGUUCUCUCUCUUUCUCUUUCCAAGUAUAGUUUGUUUUUUA
Messenger RNA from Prunus avium (sweet cherry), 1352 nucleotides. RefSeq names its product RING/U-box superfamily protein. Gene Ontology annotation, molecular function: ubiquitin-protein transferase activity. The record is from RefSeq and is a predicted model, not a curated record. Gene Ontology annotation, cellular component: cytosol. NCBI's taxonomy places the organism in Eukaryota, Viridiplantae, Streptophyta, Magnoliopsida, Rosales, Rosaceae.